Molecule: messenger RNA, 3485 nt
Organism: Caretta caretta (loggerhead turtle)
Lineage: Eukaryota; Metazoa; Chordata; Testudines; Cheloniidae
Gene: TMEM123
Product: transmembrane protein 123
Cellular component (GO): cytoplasmic vesicle
Source: RefSeq, a predicted model, not a curated record
CGCGCCCCUCCGCUCCCGCCAGCUCCACCCCGUGAGCUGCCUGCCGCGGGGCCCCGCUCUCCGCCCGGCUGCUCGCAGAGAGGCGCGGAGUUGGGGCGGGCGCAGCCGGUCAGCGUCAGGCAGCAGCAGCGCUCGGCCCUCGCCUCCUGCCCUGGGGGCUGUCUAGGGCUAGGCACGGGGCAGACCCCCUCCCCCCUUUCCCUCCCAGGACCAUGAGACGCUCCGCGGGGGCUGCCAGCCUUUUGCACGCUGCGGCGCUGCUGCUCGCCGCCUCCUGUCUCGCCGCGCUCGAGACUACAAAUACAUCCAUUCCAACCACAAUCGCACAAUCCACUUCAAAUACUUCAGCAUGUGAUAAAAAUGUCACUCUCACAACUAUUUCAGGUUCUACCAAAACAAUCACCACCCAGACAACCACCACCCAGACAACUACAUCAACCACCAUCUCGAAACCCACAACAACCAUACAAUCAACAGCCAGUGUCACAGUGACCACUUCCAAGACUAUGUCUCCUUCCAGCUCCGUAACAGCCACGCCAAAAUCUGCAGCUGUGCUAUCCAGAACCUCCAGAUUUGAUGUGGGCAGUUUUUUCGGUGGCAUUGUGCUGACACUUGGAAUGCUAGCCAUUCUCUAUGUUGGGUGUAAAACAUAUCACUCGAGAAGAGGUGUUCAGUACAGAACCAUUGAUGAACAUGAUGCUAUCAUUUAAAGAUACUUCUGAGAAGACAGUGGGGAAAUUCCACCCGAUCACUGCUUUAAGAACAUCUAUUUGAAAAUUUUUUUUUCCUUUCAUAAAGAUAGUCCCAAUCUCUAAUGCAUCCAUAGAUCUGAUCCUGCACAGUGUCAAGAUCUUCCCAAGCACCCUGAGCUCCCAUUUAUUGCAAUGGGAGCUGGAGGAAGUUAGCACUUUGCAGAAACAUGCCCUGUUGUUGAUGCAAUUUAAAAAAAAAAUCUUUAACGUUCAUUACCUAAUGAUGAACUGAAAUGCUUUUUAAAAUAAAUGCAUACAAACUUUGAGAUACCAAAUCAUUACCAUAACAUACCACGUGACAUUAAAAUUGUGAAUACAUUGGAUUAUUGCCUACAUACUACAUAAAUGCGGGUGGUUCUACUUUGGGUACAACAGGCUGAAAAAAUACUAGUCGCAGUUAGGGAAAAAUGCAAUAGGCUUGGCAGGUAAACUACAAGAGGAAGUGACUUUGCUACUAUUUUGUAUUAAAAUGUAUUUAUUUGUAACUUGAAACUUGGGGUGAACUUCUGUUAAUGAUUUGGGAACCUCAGACUUUGUUUUUUAACGAAAAUAUUUCAGUUCAGUGCUGAUGCUAGUAAAGGGAUGUGAGAUUAUUCCAAUUUAUCAAAUUAUGAUUCAUAAUGUCGUAAACUAUCCAGAACAGGAUGAUAGAAAACGUACUUAAAAUAUAGUCUACCAAUGAUCAGUGAUCUGUGGAUAUAUUACCAGAGACUACUCGUAACUGUUGAUAGUGGGGGGACACAAUGUAAAGGUUCUGGUGGUAUGCAGCGGGGUUCAGAGCAGAGCACAUAAAUCCUGGCAGAAAUCUGAAGGGGCAUGUGACCCUGUGUGCUCCUUCCACCACAUUACCUCUGGGUCUGCAGAAUAAAAUAUAGUGAGAAUCAAUCUGUGGGGAACUGGGAGGGGGAGGAGAUACAGUCCAUGACAGUACUUGUCUCUUAUGAAGUGGUCUACAAGUUGAAAUGGGCUAGAUGAUCAUUAUAAUACACAGGUUUUAUUUAGAAUUAAAUUAGUGAUUCAUAUCCAGCAAAUCACAAUGGUAUGAUUGAGAUAAAAUUGUAUUUUUUUAAAAAAAAGGCUUGUCUCCUACUGUGAAUAUGAAGAUUUCCACUGAAAAUUAUUCUAGCUUGGAUGUAAUUUAAAAUCCCUGCUUUGUUUUAUUUGGAAGCUUUAUACAGGGUUUCUAGUAGGAUUUUAGGAAGAGUUGGGAGUAACUUUCCAAAUGCGAGUGGUAAAAUAUAAUAUGUAGGAUAGCAUUUAAAAUAUAUAUCUAUGCCCUACAUUCUUAAAAUUGUUUGCAGGACCUGGUGCUGCUGUACUUACACAUUAUGAUCUAGUCCGGGGUGGCCAACCUGUGGCUCUUCAGAAGUUAAUAUGCGGCUCCUUGUAUAGGCACUGACUCUGAGGCUGGAGCUACAGGAGCCAACUUUCCAGUGUGCCGGAGGGUACUCACUGCUCAACCCCUGGCUCUGCCACAAGUCCUGCCCCCACUCCACCCCUUCCUGCCGCCUCCCCUCAGCCUACUGUGCCCUCGCUCCUCGCCCCCAGAGCCUCCUGCAUACCACAAAACAGCUGAUUGGGAGGUGCGGGGAGGGAGGUGCUGAUCGGUGGGGCUGCCGGAGGGUGAGAGGCGCUGGGAACGGGGGUGGGGGAGCCUAUGGAGGGCUGCUGACAUAUUAUUGUGGCUCUUUGGCAAUGUACAUUGAUAAAUUCUGGCUCCAUCUCAGGCUCAGGUUGGUCACCCCUCAUCUAGUCCAAAGUCCAUUGAAGUCAAUGAAAAGACUCCCAUUGGGUGAUAUCAACAGACUUUGAAUCAGAUCUUUAUUUCAUAGGGAGUCAUAAAGAAGGGGCCUGACACUGAUUUCUAAUUCCCUUCCCGUUUACACUGGUAUAAUUGUAUUGACCUCAGUGGAUGUAAUCCUGAUUUACACUGAUAUAAGAAGAUUCGUGUGAGGCUCAAAGACUGCAAAUUUGGAUAUUUAGAAUAUUUCAGCAGCAGUGAGCUAAUGUUCAAUCCCAAUCAGUUUCCCUUUGCAGCUGACCCUGUAUGGAAAAGUGCCUCUGAUGGAGAGCUGCUUUGGUGGGUACUACUAAUGAUAAUUCACCAUCCAAGACACAACCACGUAUGUAUUAGACAGCUAUUGGAAAGUUUGCCCAGGUGCAUUUUUGCAUGCAAGGUGGCCAUUAGUGUGUGAUGCAGCACUUUGGUAGAAACAGGUCUUAUACCAGUUACUAUUUUGUUUAGAAAUGUUUCACUCUUGUAAGUCUUGCACUUUCAUAGGAUUUUAUUUAAAAAAAAAAAAAAUCUGUCCUAAAUACAAAAUUCUUUCUGUAUAUGAUAAGAUCUAGGCCUGCAAACCUUUCCUGCUGUGGGCAGUCCUUACUCACGCACUCCCUUUGCAAUCAGUAGAGUUACUUGUUUGCGUACUCCCAGGAGGAAGGGUUUGCAGGGCUAUGCCAUUAAACUUUUUUUUUCUCUUGUUUAAAAAAAAUUGAAGUAUUUUAAGUGAUUAUUAAUUUCACUGUUUUGGGGGAAAACCUUGCCUUUUUCUUUUUAUAUGUAUAUAUAAAGACUAUAGCUAAACUUUACCAGUUUGCAAAUCGUUGUUCUACAGAAUUUUUUUUGUAGUUACCCAGAGUUUUACUGUAUUAAGUGCUACUCAGUAGAGUUACUGAGAUCCUCUGACCUCUGUUGUGCAGAUAAAUAUUAAAAUGAAAUGUUUGCCUUUAUUA